UUUGUAACUGCUAAAAUAAUUAGUGGAUUUGAUGCUGAUGCCUGAUGAUGUAGGCUAGGCUACUGGGCCGGUUUCACGUGUCUUCCGCCUGGUGGUGCUGAGCUCCGCAUGGUAACGAGUGAGCGGGAGUUCGGUUGAACUUUUUCCUCCACAUACGGUAAUCUGACACCGACACUAACCCCAAUAAGCAGAGGAUGGAUUCCAAACUUCAUUCGCAAAAAUAGCUCAGCAAGAGCAGACGAGAAAACACGGCCGAGCAGGGGACGAACAUCUGAACGCCUCCGUUCGCGCGUAUUUAAUCUGUGGCUUCAGGUUUUUUUGUUGACUGAAAAGUUUAUAUCUAAAGAGGCGGAUGGGUGACGACCAUUCUCGGCGCUUCCAUGUGAGGAGACGAUGAAGAAUUACAGCAGCAGCCCCCGUCUAAACAAUCACAGCGCGAGUCACAGCACAGAUCGCAACAGCAGAACGGGAUUCUGGUUAUCGGCUCUCAGGCUUCGCUUCUCCCUGCGCGAUUAUGCUUUCUGCAUGGCCACACUGCUGCUCUUCUGUCUCGGCUCACUGUUUUACCAACUGAACGGAGGACCCCCUAAAGUUCUGCUGGAGAUCAGGCAGUACCUCGGAGAAUCCACUUUUGUUGACGACCACGGGCCUCCCACACCAAGGGAGCUGCCAUUCCCAAGCCAGGUGAUCUACAACAGGGUUGGCAAGUGUGGAAGUCGGACAGUUGUCCUGCUGCUGAGGAUUUUGGCAGAAAAGCACCAGUUUAACCUGGUGUCCUCUGACAUCCAUAACAAAACCAGACUCACAAAGCAUGAGCAGGUCAGUGGAUGGGUGGAUUUGAUGAGAAACAUUAGCACUAUUCCACAGCCUUUUCUUUACACCAGGCAUGUUCACUUUCUCAAUUUCACAAGGUUUAGGAUAGAACAGCCUGUCUAUAUAAACAUCAUCAGGGAUCCCAUUAACCGUUUCCUCUCCAAUUACUUUUUUCGUCGUUUUGGGGACUGGAGAGGAGAGCAGAAUCACUUGAUCCGCACACCCCAGAUGAAAGAUGACGAGAGAUAUUUGGACAUUAACGUUUGCAUCAUGGAGAACUACCCGGAGUGCUCCAACCCACGCCUCUUUUACAUUGUUCCAUACUUUUGUGGACAACACCCUCAGUGCAGAGAGCCUGGAGUUUGGGCUUUGGAGAGGGCCAAACAAAACGUUAUAGAGAACUUCCUACUUGUUGGGAUUCUGGAAGAGCUGGAGGAUGUAUUGCUCCUGCUGGAGAGACUCCUACCUCACUACUUUAGUGAUGUCCUAAGCAUCUACAAGAGUCCAACAUUCUGGAAGAUGGGGAACCUUACAGGCACAGUGAAGAAGCACAUGCCGACUAUAGAGGCCCUGCAGGUGCUUUACCAAAGGAUGAAGUACGAGUACGACUUUUACAACUUCAUUCGUGACCAGUUCCAUUUAACCAAGAAGAAGAUCGGCCUCAAGUCCGCCUCCCAGAACUCAGCUCAUGAACCUGACUUCCUCCGUGAGCUUGCCCUCAGGACCCAAGAACCUUUGGAAGAGGAGGAGGAAGAGGAGGAAGAAGAGGAGGACAUGGGGCAAGAGGAGGCCAACAUCUGGAUGGUUCAGCCCUGAGUAUUAGCCAUUGAGGUUGGCAUGGCAGAAAUCUCAUAAGCUUGAUGUCUAUGUCCAAUCAGGAGGUAGAGUCAACAUUCCCAGGACUAAAAUUGGGUGUGUAACAGUGAUCCCCGUGUUUUUAACGGGACGGCCCUUCGAGACACUCUCAAGAGGAGCACAGAAGGGUCUGGAAAGUUAUUUAAGGAACUAACAAUUAUGUUUAUGGAAUUGAGCAGUUGGUUGUGGUCAUUUCCUGGUGAGAUGAUACGCAAUUGGAAUUACAGGGAUGUUGUUGGAUUGUCGAAAUGGAGGAAAAGAACUAAUUGUGGUAUAGCAGAAUAUGCUGUGGAAGUUUUUAGGCACCUGGAACCUGGGUGACCUCAACCCACACUUUCACAAGCAAACGCAUUCAGACUACGCAAUUGAGGCAAGUGAAGAUCACAACAAAGUGCCAAACCUGUGAAAAAAGUGAAAAGGAUUACUGCGCAAUAUUGUUGUAAUCAAAAUAAACAACUCAAAACACCAAUCAGAUCUCAUCACUCACUUCCUUUGGUUUUCGAAACCUGCUGCAACUCUGUGCCAGAACUUCAGUGCUAGUCUUUUUGGAAGGUUAUUUUGUAUAACCUGUACAAUACAUCAAACACUUUUGAAUGUCUGCAAAAUGUCAAAUGCAGCACACUGUUCAUCUAAACUGUUUAAUGUGUUCGCCUUGACAGUGUCAUCUGUUGUGUUCAGUCGUUGGAUAAAAUUGGGCUCCUAAGUAAGUUCCAUUUGGCACAUGAUGUGCUAAACACAACUGAAGUACAGUUAAUACUUCACCUCAAAAUUAAAAAGCAGCUAUACAUAUUUUUCCUAGUCUGUAUUGCUCAGCAGUGUACAAUAGAUUGUUAAACUACUGGGAUAUCAAACAAUACCCAGCUAGUUACAUCUAAACAAUGAUUAUCCGGCUCAUAGGAAAACAAGUUUGACAACAGGACAAAAAAAGUAAAAAAUAAAUGCGCAAAUUUGAGUUUUAUAAUGAUUUCUAAAUCAUUUUUAUGCUGCUCCACAGAUCAACACCUGUGUGUUUUAACUAAAGAAUGGUCCACUUAUAUUCAUUACAGGUCCAACUAUACUGGAGUGAUUAAUACGUGACUAAAUAGAUGCCAUAGCUACAAGCUCUCACAGAAUUUAACACUUUCCUCUUAAACCUGCCAGUUAAGUAUACUUGUGUACUUGUUUAUUGUUCAAUGUGGAUUUUAUAUUGUUUAAUUUAUUGUGCAGUAUUUUUUGCAUUCCAUGUAUGAAUCUCAG
Messenger RNA from Pimephales promelas (fathead minnow), 2904 nucleotides. RefSeq names its product uronyl 2-sulfotransferase a (gene usta). Gene Ontology annotation, molecular function: sulfotransferase activity. Lineage: Eukaryota; Metazoa; Chordata; Actinopteri; Cypriniformes; Leuciscidae. Gene Ontology annotation, cellular component: membrane. The record is from RefSeq and is a predicted model, not a curated record.